Messenger RNA from Closterium sp. Naga37s-1, 261 nucleotides. The record is from the annotation of a GenBank genome assembly. NCBI's taxonomy places the organism in Eukaryota, Viridiplantae, Streptophyta, Zygnematophyceae, Desmidiales, Closteriaceae.
AUGGCGAGCGAUCGGUUCAACAUCAGCAGCCAGUUGGAGCACAUGCAGGCGAGAUACGUGGGCACGGGACAUGCUGACACCACCAAGUACGAGUGGGCGGUGAACAUCCACAGGGACAGCUACGCCUCCUACGUGGGCCAUCACCCGCUGCUGGCCUUCUUUGCCGUGGCGGAGAAUGAGAGCAUCGGCCGCGAGCGAUACAACUUCAUGCAGCGCAUGCUGCUGCCAUGUGGGCUGCCGCCAGACCGUGACGAGGAGUGA